AUGAAUGGAGUUGUAGAAGCCACCAACAAGAAUAUCAAGAAGAUUUUGAGGAAAAUGAUCGACAAUCACAGAGGCUGGCAUGAUAUGCUGUCGUAUGCUUUGUUGGGAUACAGAACGAUUGUCAGAACAUCAAUUGGAGCAACUCCAUACUUAUUAGUAUAUGGAACAGAAACAGUUAUACCUGCCGAAGUUGAAAUGCCUUUAUUGAGAAUCAUCCAAGAAGUUGAAUUGAGUGAUGUUGACUGGGUUCGAAAGCGGAUUGAUCAAUUAACAUUGAUUGCUGAGAAGAGAAUGGUUGUUGUUUGUCAUGGUCAACUGUAUCGACAAAGAAUGAUUUGUGCUUUCCACAAGAAAGUAAGAGCCAAAUUAUUCAAAAUUGGCCAGUUGGUCCUUAAACACAUUUUCCUUCAUCAAGAUGAGUACAAAGGGAAAUUCGCACAAAAUUGGCAAGGACCCUACAUGGUUCGUAAAGUGUUAUCCGGAGGUGUCUUGGUCAUGUCAGAGAUAGAUAGCACUGAAUGA
Messenger RNA from Solanum verrucosum, 522 nucleotides. RefSeq lists its product as uncharacterized. Gene Ontology annotation, molecular function: nucleic acid binding. The coding region runs from base 1 to 522 and encodes 173 amino acids. The record is from RefSeq and is a predicted model, not a curated record. The transcript has a single exon. Lineage: Eukaryota; Viridiplantae; Streptophyta; Magnoliopsida; Solanales; Solanaceae.